Anopheles coustani is the source of this 1248-nucleotide messenger RNA. RefSeq lists its product as uncharacterized. The record is from RefSeq and is a predicted model, not a curated record. Bases 35 to 1075 code for a protein of 346 amino acids. The transcript has 2 exons. Gene Ontology annotation, cellular component: nucleus. Gene Ontology annotation, molecular function: zinc ion binding. NCBI's taxonomy places the organism in Eukaryota, Metazoa, Arthropoda, Insecta, Diptera, Culicidae.
AGUAACAGUAGACGGUCAUUAGUUGCCGGAAAACAUGAAACCUAAGUGUCGUUUAUGUCUAUGCUCAGUGGGGAAGGAAACUGAAUACUCUGCUACUCUCACUGACGAUGGAUUUCACGAAAUGCUCAAAACCGUGUUUCGAUUUCCGCUUCCGACGGUACAAGUAAUCUCUGGUAAAAGCUGUAAGUUACCACAUACGGUGUGUCCGCAAUGCUCCAGUACCGUCCGGAACUUUUAUAGUUUCACCAAGCUGACGGAAGCCAGCCAGAAAAAACUGCUGACAGAAUGUAUGGGUACGGAUUCAAGUACGUUCGACGAACUCCUGCAGUACGUAAAAGCAGAACCUGAUGAUGGUAUCGAUGCAAGUGAUAUAAUAGAUAAUAAUGUAUCCUCUCAGUUGUCGUUCGAUACAUUUGUCCCGAACAGGGAGAAUGGUUCAAAGUUGACUAAACGAAAACCACACCUGGUUCACAGCAAUUCGCACAGUUUAGCCAACAAAGCAACAUCAGACGAAGAACCAUCAUACGGAUGUGAUGAAGAAGAGGUCGCUAAGAGUAUAGCAAUGGUAGAAAACCGUAUGGAUACUAUAGCAACAAAAAUGGAUUGGCUACUAGAACGCGUAGGGAGUUCCGGCAAACAACAAUUCAGAAUACGUCAUUCAUCUUUUCAGCUCACUCCAGUGAAUUCUAAUGAUGAGUUAAUAUCUUUAAACAGUCAGUUGAAAGAUGAAGAGUACAUGGAAAAGGUUCUAGGUUGGUUGGACCUAAAUGUCACAGCGGUCGACAGUGCCAGUCGUAUGCACCAAGCACUGGAUAUGGUUUUCACUCGAACAUUUCUAUCCGGAUGUAGUUGGACAGGACUGAGUAGUAAAGGAGAAGAGAAGAAGAAUGUGGCAAUUCGUAUUCACACUAACGUGCUUGAGUUAUUUAGACUAAUUGGAAGCACAAAUGUUUGCAAAAUCAACCUUAGCAUCGUCACAAUAUUUUUCAUGAAAAAGCUACAUCACGUGAAAAGCAGGGCAGUACAAGCAAUUCGUAAAUCAUCCUGUCGGUCAUCGUUUCUACAGAAACCAUAAUCCAUGUUCCCCUUUCUAUCUAUAUAUCUCUAUCCUGAAAAGCCGGCAGUUGCGGUUGACCUUGCCAAUUGUUCCAUCAAAUCCAAGAGAAGAUAGCGAUUUGAUGAACUAAUAAAAACAAAACAAAGAACUAGAGAAUCAAAUUAUAAGAUUUUUUUUUGCGAAUACAAAUA